This is a messenger RNA of Protopolystoma xenopodis, 627 nucleotides long. The record is from the annotation of a GenBank genome assembly. Lineage: Eukaryota; Metazoa; Platyhelminthes; Monogenea; Polystomatidea; Polystomatidae.
UCGGAUGCCUUUGCACAGCAUUUUUUAGGUUCCAUCCCCAGACGGACAGCUGUCGAACAAGCCUACAAUAUGUCCGACACUUUGGGACAGCUGGCCAGAGCCCAUGAACGCAUUCCAGUCAAUGGAUUUGCCAUAAUUUUCCAACCAUCUGCUGGCAUAGGCCUUUUGCUGUCUUACAUCCUCUCAAGCUGCAUCGUGGACAAGCAGAAACAUGGCAUUACUUCCUCCCAAGUCCUCCUUCAGUCUAAGCGCCAGACUACAAUUGUCCGGUACUCACUCAUUCGGCCGGGAGGCAGUGGGAAGACAAUUAUCUCAGCAAUAGACGCUGCUUUACAGAGACACCGCAGAGGUGAAGAGGUGCCGUUCGGAUGGGGUGAAGGUGUGUUUGGUAAAGUCGAGAAAAGCUUGCUGGUGUGGAGGCUCUAUCGGAAGUGCAUAGUCGGUCCGAGGUCAUCGGGGACGGAAUUAAAGUUGGCCAAACCGACCCAACAGCGCAUAUGUCUCUGCUCUGAUGGGUCGAGUCUGGUCAGUGUUCUCGAACAUAAAAUGGCGCAAUGGUGGUCUGACGCAACGAUAAUGCAAGAACUCUUGCAGCGGCCGGUUCUCGCGGCAAUAACGCUGGGGUGA